Molecule: messenger RNA, 2090 nt
Organism: Meira miltonrushii
Lineage: Eukaryota; Fungi; Basidiomycota; Exobasidiomycetes; Exobasidiales; Brachybasidiaceae
Exons: 1
Coding region: 172-1872 (566 amino acids)
Biological process (GO): mannan biosynthetic process
Cellular component (GO): Golgi apparatus
Molecular function (GO): alpha-1,2-mannosyltransferase activity
Source: RefSeq, a predicted model, not a curated record
GAUCGAAAUUGUACAAAGAAGACAGAAUGUAUGCAACCAUAUGGACUCGAAUGAUGAUUAUAUUGCAAUAAACAAAACAAUAUAAUCUUUUCCAUCGUUGAUCCUUUCAAUCCUAAUUCCUCACAACAUUCAUUCAUUUUCUCACUAGGAUAUCAUCCAUCCUACUCAACAAUGUCAUCAAUCGACGUGGAAAAGAUGCCAUUGACGCCUAUUCGUCGGCAUAGAUUCAACCUAAGAAGGAUCAUCAUCUUGAUCUUAUCACUCUUGGUAAUGCACAGAAUCAUCCUUUUAUUAUUCGACACAAAACCGCCAGGCAAACAACACAUCGAAGUACAAACUGAUAGAGGUUAUGGUGAACUGUACAAAUUAUCAUGGCAAUCCUUAACACAAGCUCUCAAUACUGCCAGACCAAAAGUUGCAACUAUUGGUGACUUCAAGAGCGUGCCAGGUAUUCCAGUAGAAUCUGUGGAGAGUACAACUGCCAUCGACGCACUCAAUGUAGAACCUCACAUCGUUUCUUCCUUACAAGGCUCACAUGCCAGCUUUACCAAAAUACUCAAAGAAGAAGACAGGCUCAGCGUAAUCUAUCAAAGUGGACAACAAGGAAUCGUUGUAACUGCAACACUUCAUGAGUUACCUCAAUUGUUAAUCUCUCUAAGACUUUUACGCAGGACAAGAUCUUCUUUGCCAGUCGAAGUCUUCCUAUUGACUCAAGAUGAUUACGACUCCAAAUUGUGUCGCGAAAUAUUCCCCAAGUUGGAUGCUCAUUGCUCAAUCUUGGAAGAACACCUUGACAGUAGCCCUUUACCCACAAUGCCACAAAGUCGUAACGAAAGAAAGAUUCAAGCCCAAGAACCUCUCAAUAAAUUGUUGGCCGUAUUCUUUUCCCGUUUCGAAGAUGUUUUGGUAUUGGAUCCUUCCACUUUGGUGUACAAUAAUCCCGACAUUAUGCUAAAAGAAGAGCCUUUCUUGUCCACUGGUCUCUUGAUUUGGCCUGAUUUCUGGGCCUCAACUGUUUCACCUAAAUUGUUCACAAUUCAAAACGCUCCACAGGUCAAACGUAAUCGUCGUGAUAAUAUUCGAACGGUCGAUUUUGGACAAAUGGUCAUCUCAAAGUCCAUCCAUAGCGCCACUCUUUUGCUCUCAAUUUAUUACACAUACUUUGGUCCAAACUUGUACGAUUCUUUACAACAACAAAGCUCUGCUGGCGAAAGAGGUUCUCAAGCAAUCAAAUGUGCAGCUAGGUAUUUGGAAACACCUUAUUAUAUGAUGAAAAGACAAGUUGAAGCUGUUGGUUUCCCUGAUCUUGAUUCGGAUAAUAAAGGAUUUUACGGUGUUGCAAUGUUACAAGCAUUCGCUUCAGACGAUUUCCAUAGAUUGCCAAAAGAUCGUCAAAGACCACUCUUUAUUCGUCAAAACAAUCCAACCUUACAUCCUGCCUACGUCAUGGAUCGCAACAUUGCAGUAUUCAAAAAGCAACCCAGCACUGAAAAGGUGGAAGAAUCGAAAGCAAAAGCUGAUUCUGAUCCCAGCAAAAUCAUGCAGAAAGUCAAAGCAGCAGCACCCGCAGGAGAUUCAAUCAAGAAAGACCAAUCAAAUCCAUUCGCAAUUCCAUCCGUUGCACCUACAGAUGCAGAUCGUGGAUUGCAUCAUCGAAUGUGGGAAUGGUUUGGCGGUAGAUAUAUGUCAAACGGAUGGCGUGAUCCUGAUCCAGAGCGUGCUUUAUGGGAAGAAGUUGCAACUGUUGCUUGUGUCGAUUAUACACAUUUCCGUGUUUGGCCUUCUCGUGAUAACAAAGAAACGACUGAGAAUUGCGCAAGGAUCAACUAUCAUAGAGGUCAAUUGGGCUGGAAAGAAUUCUUUGUUCUUUGAUAGUUUCUUUCCCUUCUUUCCACAUGUAACAACAAUUUGCAACCAUCUUUAUAAUACCCUGCACUGCACCUCUAGAGCAUUCGCUCACAGAGAAUCGUUCAACUUCUUCACGUCAACUCCUUGGGCCUUACUUACCAUUCAUACACACAUAGACUAAUCAAUUAAAUCCAAUUGCACAAUACUGCUUUGAGCGUGAGUUUGAUCAGAUGAUGACUAUU